AUGAAGGAUAAAGAAGGCGUGAUGCAUAAUGAUCAACAAGAAAUUGCAAGAAUAUUUGUCGAAUACUAUCAGAACUUACUGGGAACUAAGGAAGAACAGAGAACAAAAGCUAGUGGGAACCUACUGGGAAAUGGUUGUGAUCUAAAUACUGCUCAACAGGUGCUGCUCAUGCAAGCUUAUACUGCUGAGGAGGUAAAAGAAGCAAUUGGAUUUUUUAGAGCAGCUUGGAGUGUCAUUGGUAAUGAUGUGACUGAAGCAAUUUUGGAGUUUUUUGAAAAUAGGAAACUGUUGAAACAAAUAAACUCUACAAUCAUUUCCCUCAUUCCCAAAGUGGAUGCACCAGAACUUGCAAGCCAGUUUCGACCUAUAUCCUGUUGCAAUGUAAUCUAUAAGUGCAUUUCUAAAAUGAUAUGUAUGAGGCUGAGAAAAGCGAUAUCAGUGGUGGUGGCUAGUAAUCAGGCUGCGUUUGUGGAAGGGAGGUCUCUAAUACACAAUGUACUGAUAUGUCAUGAUUUGUUGAGACAUUACUUAAGAAAGACUACUCCAAGGUGUUUGAUGAAGAUUGAUUUAAGGAAAGCGUAUGAUAUGAUUAGCUGGGAUUUCAUUGAAGAAGCUUUAAAGAGCUAUGGAUUUCCAACUCCGUUUGUGCAACUGAUUAUGAUUUGUGUUACCUCAACAAGGUUCACGGUCUAA
Lycium barbarum (goji berry) is the source of this 693-nucleotide messenger RNA. RefSeq lists its product as uncharacterized. The record is from RefSeq and is a predicted model, not a curated record. The transcript has 2 exons. The coding region runs from base 1 to 693 and encodes 230 amino acids. Lineage: Eukaryota; Viridiplantae; Streptophyta; Magnoliopsida; Solanales; Solanaceae.